UAGAAAGACGCGUAUAUAUGUUCAAUCAGUUGAUACAAAAAUUACAUUAUCUCAUUCAUUUUCUACUUCUUACUUUCUCUUCUUUCACAUCUUGUGCUUCCUCUAAGUUUCUUUAGGAGAUCUCUAAAGUUCUUCAGUUUGUUUGUUCUACACACUUUCAUAUCUCAGCUUGUGUUUUUGAGACAAAGAUCUCAAUUUGUUUGUUCUCACACUUUCAGAGAGUUUUAAGACUCAAUAUAUCAUGGCAGAGUUGGUAGCUGGGGCAUUUCUUCAGUCUUCCUUUCAAGUGAUUAUUGAGAAGUUGGCUUCAGUUGAUAUUAGAGACUACUUCAGUAGUAACAAUGUUGAUGCUCUUGCGAAAGAACUUAAUAAUGCACUUGAUUCUAUCAACCAAGUACUAGACGAAGCAGAGAUAAAGCAGUACCAAAACAAAUAUGUGAAGAAGUGGCUUGAUGAACUUAAACAUGUUCUUUAUGAAGCAGACCAACUAUUGGAUGAGAUUUCUACUGAUGCAAUGCUAAAUAAGGUGAAAGCUGAAUCUGAACCACUUACCACCAAUUUAUUGGGCUUGGUUUCAGCUUUAACUACAAAUCCAUUUGAAUGUAGGCUCAAUGAACAGCUCGAUAAACUAGAACUUCUUGCAAAGCAAAAGAAAGAUUUGAGAUUGGGAGAAGGUCCUAGUGCUAGUAAUGAAGGCUUAGUCAGUUGGAAACCUUCAAAAAGGUUGUCAUCUACAGCUCUCCUGGAUGAGUCAAGCAUAUAUGGUAGAGAUGAUGAUAAGGAAAAACUAAUCAAGUUUUUACUUACAGGCAAUGACAGUGGCAACCAGGUUCCAAUAAUUAGCAUAGUGGGUUUAGGAGGGAUGGGGAAAACCACCCUUGCUAAGCUUGUGUACAACGACAACAAGAUAAAGAAGCAUUUUGAACUUAAAGCAUGGGUCUAUGUUUCAGAAUCUUUCGAUGUUUUUGGACUCACCAAAGCAAUUCUCAAGUCAUUUAAUCCUUCAGCAGAUGGUGAAGACUUGAAUCAACUCCAACAUCAACUCCAACACAUGUUAAUGGGAAAGAAAUACUUGCUUGUUUUAGAUGAUAUCUGGAAUGGGAGUGUAGAAUAUUGGGAGCAGCUACUACUUCCGUUUAACCAUGGAUCUUCUGGAAGUAAAAUUAUCGUGACAACACGUGAAAAGGAGGUAGCAUGUCAUGUUCUAAAAUCAACCGAAUUAUUUGAUUUACAACAAUUGGAAAAAAGCAAUUGUUGGAGAUUAUUUGUGACACAUGCGUUUCAAGGAAAAAGUGUUUGUGAAUAUCCAAAUCUUGAAUCAAUUGGGAAGAAAAUAGUGGAGAAGUGUGGAGGGUUGCCUCUAGCUAUAAAAUCAUUGGGCCAACUUUUGCGUAAAAAACUUUCUGAACAUGAAUGGAUUAAGAUAUUGGAGACUGAUAUGUGGCGUUUAUCAGAUGGGGACCACAACAUUAACUCAGUACUAAGAUUGAGUUACCAUAAUCUCCCAUCAGAUCUAAAGCGUUGCUUUGCCUAUUGUUCCAUUUUCCCCAAGGGUUAUAGAUUUAAAAAAGAAGUAUUGAUCAAGCUUUGGAUGGCAGAAGGUUUGCUGAAGUGUUGCGGAUCAGACAAAAGUGAAGAAGAGUUUGGCAAUGAAAUUUUCGGUGAUCUUGAGUCAAUUUCAUUUUUCCAACAAUCAUUUGAUCCAUAUGAGCACUAUGUCAUGCAUGAUCUUGUCAAUGAUUUAACAAAAUCAGUGUCAGGAGAAUUUUGUUUGCAAAUAGAGGGUGCUAGGGUGGAAGGUAUCAAUGAAAGGACACGUCAUAUUCAGUUCUCUUUUCCAUCACAUUGUGAUGAUGAUUUUCUUUUGAAGAAUCCAAAUGGUGUUGAUAACUUACUAGAGCCAAUUUGUGAGCUUAAGGGACUACGAAGUCUGAUGAUACUACAAGGCAUGCGAGCUUCAAUGGAUAUAACCAACAAUGUGCAACAUGGUCUAUUUUCAAGACUAAAAUGUCUGCGGAUGCUAACAUUUAGAGGUUGCUAUCUCUCAGAGCUUGUGGAUGAGAUAAGCAAUUUAAAACUUUUGCGUUAUCUAGACCUUUCAUACACUAAGAUUAGAAGCUUACCUGAUACCAUUUGUAUGUUGUAUAAUUUACAAACACUCUUGUUAAAAGGUUGUCGUCAAUUGACUGAGCUCCCUUCAAAUUUUUCCAAACUCGUCAAUUUAUGUCAUCUUGAACUCCCUUGUGAUAAUUUUGGAGACCCUCGUAUAAAGAAGAUGCCAAAGCAUAUGGGAAAGCUAAACAAUCUUCAAAGCCUAUCAUAUUUUAUUGUGGAAGCCCAUAAUGAAUCUGAUCUCAAAGAUUUGGCAAAACUCAACCAGCUUCAUGGAACAAUUCAUAUUAAAGGGCUGGGUAAUGUCAGUGAUCCUGCAGAUGCUGCCACAUCAAAUUUGAAAGAUAAGAAGUAUUUAGAAGAAUUACAAAUGGAGUUCAAUGGCGGAAGAGAAGAAAUGGAUGAAAGAAGUGUGUUAGUCUUGGAGGCUCUAAAACCAAAUAGCAACUUGAAGAAGCUCAACAUCACACACUACAAAGGUAGUAGAUUUCCAAAUUGGCUAAGGGGUAGUCAUUUACGCAACUUAGUAUCUCUUGAACUGAAUGGUUGUAGAUGUUCCUGUUUGCCAAUACUUGGACAACUCCCUUCUCUCAAGAAACUUUCCAUUUAUGACUGUGAAGGAAUAAAGAUCAUUGAUGAAGAGUUUUAUGGCAAUAAUUCAACAAUUGUUCCAUUCAAGUCCCUUGAAUAUUUGAGAUUUGAGGAUAUGGUCAACUGGGAGGAAUGGAUAUGUGUAAGGUUUCCUUUGCUUAUAGAGCUUUCUAUAACAAAUUGUCCUAAACUGAAAGGCACCCUGCCUCAACAUCUUCCUUCUUUACAAAAAUUGAAUAUUAGUGGUUGCAAAGAGUUGGAGGAAUGGUUAUGUCUUGAAGGGUUUCUUUCUCUUAAAGAGCUUUAUAUAAGUCAUUGUUCCAAAUUCAAAAGAGUAUUGCCUCAACUUCUUCCACAUCUUCCAUCUUUACAAAAAUUGCGGAUCAAUGAUUGCAACAUGUUGGAGGAAUGGUUAUGCCUUGGAGAGUUUCCUUUGCUUAAAGAUAUUUCUAUAUUCAAAUGUUCUGAAUUGAAAAGGGCUCUGCCACAACACCUUCCUUCUUUACAGAAACUGGAGAUUAGAGAUUGCAACAAGUUGGAAGCAUCAAUUCCUAAGUGUGAUAAUAUGAUAGAGUUAGAUAUACGGAGAUGUGAUAGAAUUUUGGUAAAUGAAUUGCCUACCAGUUUGAAAAAGUUAGUCCUUUCUGAAAAUCAGUACACCGAGUUCUCUGUGGAGCCAAACUUAGUCAACUAUACCAUUCUUGACGAGUUGAAUUUGGAUUGGAGUGGUUUUGUAAAGUGUCCUUCUUUGGAUUUGUGUUGUUAUAAUUCUCUUGGUGAUCUUUCAAUAAAAGGAUGGCACUCCUCCUCCUUGCCUUUGGAACUACACUUGUUCACCAAACUUCAUUAUCUGUGUUUGUUUGAUUGUCCAGAGCUGGAAUCGUUUCCAAUGGGUGGUUUGCCUUCCAACUUGAGCCUCCUUGGAAUACACAAUUGCCCAAAACUGAUUGGUUCGAGAGAGGAGUGGGGUUUGUUCCAACUCAAUUCCUUGUAUUCAUUCUUUGUCAGUGAUGAGUUUGAAAACGUGGAGUCGUUCCCAGAGGAGAAUCUGCUGCCACCAACUCUGGAGUUUCUUGUGUUGGAUAAUUGUUCAAAGCUAAGAAUAAUGAACAAAAAGGGUUUUCUCUAUCUCAAAUCUCUUAAUCGGCUAUUAAUUGAAAACUGUCCUAGUCUUGAGAGCUUGCCAGAGAAGGAGGAUCUACCGAACUCCCUUAUUACUUUGUGGAUUGAAGGUAAUUGUGGAAUAAUAAAGGAGAAGUAUGAAAAGGAGGGAGGAGAGCGUUGGCAUACAAUUAGUCACAUCCCGAAUGUGUGGAUUGAUGGCAUUAAGCAGGAAUGAGAUGUUAUGGGUCCCACGUUUGGUCAAAUCUUUUUGGUUUGGAAGGCUAAGAGGAUUUUGCGUUUGGGAAUGGUGUAAAGAGCGGUGGCGAUUUAUUUUAUGUCUUUGGGACAAUUUGAGGGUAGUCUGGUAAAUAGUGAUUGUGGUAUUUUACCCAAAUGGAGUUCCCAACACAUCUUUUUUCCUCUUCUGAUGAAUUACAACCUUUGUGCAUCUUAUUUCACAAUCAUUUGAUGAUGUAUGGACUUUGUACUGUAAUAAAUAAUCAGUCUUUAUUUGAGUUCUUACAAUUAAAACCAGUUUCCAUCAGAUGUCUUUUGAAAACAAGUGCAAAAAAAUAAAAUAAAAAAUAACACUAUGUUACGCAA
Medicago truncatula (barrel medic) is the source of this 4410-nucleotide messenger RNA. Its product is annotated as putative disease resistance protein At3g14460. Gene Ontology annotation, molecular function: ADP binding. The record is from RefSeq and is a predicted model, not a curated record. The coding region runs from base 242 to 4042 and encodes 1266 amino acids. Lineage: Eukaryota; Viridiplantae; Streptophyta; Magnoliopsida; Fabales; Fabaceae. The transcript is spliced from 4 exons.